AUGGCAACAAGCAAGGCGGAUCUAAGCGCAGAGCAGAGGAGGCUGGUUCAUGUCUACUAUCGCGAAUUGCGUGACUUUUUUCAAGUUACGGGAGCCAAACACGACCGCUCAAGCUCGGCGAGAGCUCAGAAGGCAAGAUCCAAGCUACUGAAGCUUUAUGCUUCACAAUUUUUCGAAUUAAGCACAGAUGUUCACGACGAGCUGCAAAGACGCAUAGACGAGAAUCAAACGCAGCCAGAUCAUUUACUUCCCAAAGACACGUUCCAUGUUAAACGGAACCAGGCUCGUCAAAAGCUUGCAAAUCUGUCGGAAUCUCGAUUCAAUGAUUUAGUCGACGACAUUCUUUAUGAAAUUCAAAGACGUGAUUAUCACGUACUACCUAGUCCAGAGACUCCACUUUCGCCUUUGCGAAAAUCGCACGAAAAUGACAAUACUGCAAACGGGCCAUCACCACCGCGGUCUGCGCUUCAGCUAGAUUUAGGAAACACAGGCAAUAACGAUGUUGCAUUACCCCAGGUACUGCGAACUCAGGCUGAUCAAUCAAAUCCAACUGACACUAUUCCUGGAGAAAGAACCAAGAAUUUGUCAAACAUCACUCCGAAUGCGACUGUUCAGCAAUCUCAAGUAAUACCUAAAAAAGCCUCCAUCGAAUGGAGUUCAGACGAGGAUGAAGACGAUUUAAAGACGGUGAAGCCGGGUUUACAUGAAGAUCUCAACGAAACAAGAAUGCAAGGAGGACACGAACAACUACCGCUUUCUAGUACAAAGAACCAAGAGAAUCUUUCAGCGCAUGCAAUGUCUCCCGAAAGCAAGUUGGAUGGCGAGAAUUUUGCAAAAAGCGCAGGAUCACUAAAAGAUUCAGAUGAAUCGGAACUCGAGGGCCCCACUGGCCUUCCACACGGAGCUACCCUGCAAUCUGAAUUUUCGAAGACUGGCCACAAUGUCGAACGUGACGGCUCCCAUGAAGAGCAAUAUCCGCGUGGUGUCAAUAGAUUUACAGCUUCAAGUUCGGAAAUAGAGGGCUUAAACACUACAGAAGGAAUCUCUACAUCGCCAAGAAAGUCUUGGGCUGAUAACGGGACAAACAAAGAGCUUGAGCGAUCGUUACUUGAUUCCUUAGGCAGCGAUCAGGGCAAUUCAAAUGGAAAAGCCGAAGCUCAAUCGCAAUUAGUUGAUUAUCCUGAAAGCCAACAAAGCUCUCGGUCGAACUCCCUUCUACUACAACGCAAAAGUGAGAAAAAGAAAAUGGAAGACAGCAUACAAAGAACUUCACCGUUGAAAACAUCUAAAGAAGUCGAAGCUUCUUACCAAGGUCCUUCCGAUUCCGCUUCGAACAUGUCGUCUUACGGACAACGUGGAAAUUCGGGGCCCUUUCAUGAUGCAGACGAAAGUAUAGGAAACAUGGAAAAUCAAUUGAGGCAUUGGGGCUCUCUCAAGAGAGUUUCACUAGAUCGCGAAAACUCCAAACGUGAAAUAGAAGUUUUAGUGGCUGAAGGGACGAAGAUGGACCAGAAAAUUACGGAGCUGGAGAAAUCAAAUAUGCUAUUAUCAUCUGCUAGAGCCAAUCUUGAAAGUGAUAUGCAUCUUUACAAAAAUGAGAAUGAAGCUCUGAAGGAGCAUGUAGAAAGCAUUACCAAAAGCAUGGAAUCUGUGAAUGUAGAGCUUGUUAAGCUAAAAGAGGAAUCAACAGAAAGUGCCACUCAAUCUAAAACUUUGAUCAAUGAGAACCACCAAAAGCAAUUCACAACUUUGACCAAACAAAUAAAUUCGCUCUCCAUCGAAAAUGAGCAACUCAAACAGAUGGUGGCUGAGCUGGAACUUAAAUUGAAGGGCUUCAAAUCCAGUGAUCGUUCGAAUGAAGGCAACGACAGUAACUCAACUAUGGGUUUGCCGAGCGGUACCACUUUGCGGAAGCAGAUAGAUUUCAGCUCCGACUCAUUAGAAAAAUUUGUGUCUUCAGAUGGACAAAUCCCGAAAGAUUUGCUUUUGUCAUUCAAUGCUCAGAUUGAUUCAAUUUUUGAUCAUCUUCACGGCGAUAAAUCGGUGCGCACUUUUGGUUAUCAACUUUUUGAUGACUUGGCUCACAUUGCCGACUCCGUGCAUAAAAUGAUCAGAUUGAUUGAUGUGCCUGCUUAUCAAGAGCCAGUUCUCGUCUUGAAGGCCUCGUUGUCCCAUGGAAUCACGUCCGUCAGAUUUUUUGCGAUAUAUCACGAUGUACUACCUCUUGUGACGGUUGCCAGUGCAAUUUCAGAUAUUAGCUUUGCUGUGUGCUGCUUGAUUGAUGUUGUUAAAGUUACGGGGGUUGAAAAAGAUGCAGCAAGAGCAGUGGAUCAUCUUCGAAACAUUCCACAAACUCCAACUCUAAGUGGUGAGUCUUCCGCAUCGAAUCAGCUAGGCAUGGAAAUUGAUAACGAUUUUAAGGAUCCUCGUGACAGUACGCAGCAUACACAGAAUGCCCCUGCAACCAUGUCACCUGUGAAGCCACUAAAGAUCACUCAAAAGGUUGGCAAUAAUUCCCCACCUCCACGAAACACGCAUGCUAGUAGAAAACCUUCAAGCACGCUUUUUGCCUCAAUUGUCAAUCCAAACACAAGCAGCCAUACGUCACCAAGAAAUUCGCAGUUUUCAAGAUCUCGUUCCGACUCUUCGACUGAGAAGCCAGGAGCUAAAGUUGGCUCUGGUGUGAAUGAUGAAGAUGGAAGUGCGCGAGCACUUCAUUUCAGCAAUAGGGAAGACGUGUUGCAAGCCUCACAUUUACACUUUGUGGAGGGGUCAGGUAAUAGUAAGACAGCGGAAGACAGUGAAAAAUCAAACUCGGCACUCAGCUCUAAAGAAGAGUUGGUUUUAUCUACUACGAAACCCAGUUCUGAUUUGUCGCGCGCAAUAAGUGAUGAGCCUCUGAACAAUCUUAAAAACACAGGAGAAGACCUAGGUAUUGUAGAAUCGAGAAGAACGAUUUUAAAUGCUCCUAGGGCAAAGGGAGAGUCUCAGGGCGUUGCUGAAGUUACUAGCGUGCCACAGGCCCAAAAGGAGCAGAGUACAGACGCUCUAGACACUACCGGAAGGGGCCAAGAGGCCCCUAUAUCACAUUCCAAAGUGAGGCCCAACAUCUUUGAGAAACUCCGCAAACAAUCAAAACUUCGUGAAGUAGAUCCAGCAACAUCGUCAGGAGAUGAAACAAUGGAUGAACACGAAAGUCACAAAAAUGAUGAUAGCAAUCUUACCAGUGACGAUGACUUGACUUACCAGGCGCUCAAGGACAGCAUGCGAAAGAAGCAACUUAAUAACGAUACUGGAAUUGUUACUUCUGGUUGUCCGAACACACCCGGUAAGACUGAUAUUAAAAGAACUACACAUUCGCCUUACAAGUCACAGGAUCAAAAAGACUCAAUGAUACACCAAACAGCAAAAACAAUACAAAACUCUGACCGAGAAAUUGUAACCUUCUCAAAAUCCGCUCAAGGUCUACACAAAGAAGGGUCUGAACGUGCAAUCAACAAUGAUGGUGGUGAAGGUAGACAGGCGGGCCAAAUAUCAACUCCUGUAAAAAGCUCUAAUUCAGUAUCUUCAGAACCAGAACGUAGUAGCUCCGAAAAGGAAAACGAGUCUCAAGCGCAACUUCAAAAUCAGUUCUCUCCUACCGUCAGAUCUGGUAAGACACAGAUUAAAACCCAAACUAUUAGUAUUCCGGGCGAAGCAGUGAACACCUCUGGUCUGGGAGGGAAAGAUGACAAACUCUUGUUAGAUCAAAAGCCCACAAGGUCUCAAAUGGAAACGAAAGACAACGUAACAGGCCAAGCAUAUCCGCCUUCUCUGGUUGUCAAAUUAGAAGAAGAAGAUGAUUGGAUAACAUCUGAAAAAGAAGAGUUACCGAUCACAGAAGCUGCAGGUGCGAUGAAACAGAUCGCUGGGGCCAGCAAUCUGAAGAAUCUUCGCGAGCCUUCAACACCAAAAAUACAGGGCAUUGUGAAAAAAGAGGAGAACUCUGACGCUUCUCCGCAGGGAUAUAAAACCCAAAGCCAUGUAAGCUCUGCUGCCUUCACGAAGCCAUUAGUAAAGGUGGAAGAGUUUCAGUCAUCGGAAAAAGACGCGAAUAAGACAUUGAAACAAGAAAAUACCAAUGAUUGGAUUAAACCUUCUUCCGGAAAGUAUACAAGUGCUGAAGAGUUAACAAAAUCAAACACAGACACUGUGGAUAAAGAAUCUGAAGAUGAAUCGGAUUUCGACAUUGACGCAUUUGACAUUGAGAAUCCAGACAACACGCUAUCAGAGCUGUUACUGUAUUUGGAGCAUCGCACCAUUGAGGUGAUCAGUACUAUCCAGUCUCUAUUAACGUCGAUCAAGCAACCGCAAGCAUCGAAAGGUGCGCUUUGUAAAGACUCUAGUGCGAUUAAUCUAGUGAUAGCACAGAUGGUCGAAGCUACUAAUGUGUCGAUGGCUCAAUCGCGUAAUGCAGCUCUCAAGGAGCACGGCAAUUGGGUCGUACAGAGUUUGAAAGACUGCAAGAGAAGAAUGACUUCACUGUGCCAUUUGAACGGAGAUGGCACCAUCAACAUUGAUGAAAGUGAUGACGAAUAUGCCGACAAACAUUUUAAACAGCGUUUGGCCGGUAUUGCAUUCGACGUUGCUAAAUGCACCAAAGAACUAGUUAAAACCGUAGAAGAGGCUAGCUUGAAAGAGGAAAUCGAGUAUCUCAACUCGAAACUCGCGCUUUGA
This is a messenger RNA of Lachancea nothofagi CBS 11611, 4716 nucleotides long. NCBI's taxonomy places the organism in Eukaryota, Fungi, Ascomycota, Saccharomycetes, Saccharomycetales, Saccharomycetaceae. The record is from the annotation of a GenBank genome assembly.